Cuscuta campestris is the source of this 2727-nucleotide messenger RNA. Lineage: Eukaryota; Viridiplantae; Streptophyta; Magnoliopsida; Solanales; Convolvulaceae. The record is from the annotation of a GenBank genome assembly.
CUUGGUUGGUUCGGACGCCAAAAACCCUAGCCGAUAACCGGGAGCCGAACGCCGGUUUCUGAAACCCGAACGCCGGAUGGCUUGGUUUUUGGUUUGGGCGAACACCAAGUGUUUUUAAUGACUUAAACAUGUUUGAAAAACAUUUUUAUGAUUUAGGAAAUAAAGGGUUGAACUCAUGCAUUCCAACACUUUUGGCCCAGCGAAGAAAGCAGAUCUGAACAACGACUACAAACUUGUUCUGGAAUUGGUCAUCGCCUGCCUCGAGUGUGGAAGUGGAGGACAUGCUGAUGACAUCACCCAAGAGAGGGCCUUCAUCAUCAACGCCCUCAUUACCAAGUCUAAGGUAAAUUGGGCUGCACAUUUCUUCACUUCCAUCUCAAAGCAUAUGGGAAAGCCCAACCAGAAAUACCUUUGUCAAGGUCUGUACAUUGGACAUAUUUUGGAGUCUAUGGGUGCUGCCUCUAAAGGGAAGAAGUAUGAUGCCAGAUAUUGGCUAUACUACCUAUCUUCCAAAGGGGAAAACAGAAUUGGUACUAGUGCAACUGCAAAGGAAAGCUCUUCAGACAAUGUGCCAAUCAUAAAUCUGAAGAAAACAACCAAGAGGAAGCAUGUGGUGUCUCCCUCUCCAAGUGUUGAAGCACCACAGAACCUUGCUCUGGUCAAUCUGGAAGAAGUAGAAGAAGUCUCUGUCCAAGGAGAACUUCAAAGGAAGAAGAGGAGGAAAAUCACCUCUCCCUCAACUUCUGGAAAUGUCAUUCCAAAUGAGUUGAAGGAGAAGGAACCAGUUGAGGAAAACUCUGCCCACAACCAGAGCCCUCAACAACUUGAAGAACAAGUUCAUCAAGUCCAUAAUCUUCCAAUCUCCUCACCUCAACCUCAAACAGAUGAUGCUGAUAACCAAUUCUGGCAGCUCUACUAUGACUGGAGAGCUUGGAAGAUUGGAAAUUCCACAGAGCAGUUGUUGGGAUGGGACCAACAAUUGAAGAAUAAAAAGAUCAUCAAGAAGUGCUUGGGACUGCCAGUCAACUACAGCUGUGAACAAAUCUUGGAUGAUGACUGGGUAUGGCAAAGGAACCAUGAAGACUUGCAUCUGGAACACUUGGCCGCCACACCAGUUUCAGAAUUUGAAGUGGAUGAUGAAGAUCCUUCAGUCUACAAGCCGAUCUUCUCAAAAGCCAUAGAAGAUCAGAUGAUUCUCACUUCUGAAGCACAGGCUGAUUUGGAAGCAACAGCUGAGGAUUUCCCAAUCCUUCCGGAAACCUCACCUGGCUUUGAAACGGUUCUGCCUGAAGCUGACCAGGAGAAUGCAGCCUCUACUCCACAAGAACAGAACCAAGAAGCAUCAGAAGAAGAACUUCAGCAACUUCUCAAAUCUCAAGUCUUAGAGAUUCUCACAACUCCUUGUGAGAUCUCCAAUACUACUAAAACUGAGAUCCCGGAGAAGUUAGCAGAAAAUCUGGAGAUGUCCAAACCUUCAGAAACAAAUGAAGUCCAAGAGGAGCAAGCUGUAGAAAUCCAAAGGAAUUCUGCAGAAGCUGGAAAGGAAGUUCAAAUGGCAGAACUGGAGGCCUCUGAAACUCCAAUAGCCGUUUUUGAAGAGCAGAAUGAAGCUGAAGAAAGAGACUCCCUCUCCAGGGAUAUAUCAAAUUUUAUACUUGAUGAAGCAGAGGAAGAAUCUGAAAGGACGCUAAGGAUUGAUGAUGAAGAAGAUGUGCAAGAAGAUGCUGAAUCUCUUCCUAUGCAACUCUUCCAAAAAACACCCUCUUCUCAUCAGGUAACCAACUUCGAUUUUCAUAGCUCUUCCACUCCUACACUUCCGGAUGAGGUAUCGGAAAUCUGGACAAAGAAAAUCCAAGGGUUGAUUGAAUCAGCCCUAGCAUCUCAGCAUGCCUCCUUUAGGCAAGAGAUAGAGCAGAUGGAAGCCAGGUACAACAAGCUGAUGGAGAAAUCCGAAGAGACACACUGCUCCAAUCUCAAGGAGAUAAGCAAAUCAGUGAACAAGACUCUAGAGAUCAUUUCUCUAUUGAGUAACUCUGUGAGCGACACAAUGGAGACAUAUGCAUCUGACAGUUAUCUUCAACUCAAGGAAGUUAACAAAAUCAGAGAGCAAAUAGCAAAUGUCACAGUCAGUCUGCAGAAGCAAAUGUCCCUUCUCCAAAUGGAUAUCAGAUCUGCUCUGGUAGUAUCCUCACCGAAUCAGGUAGUAACAAAGGACUACUUGAAGGUUAUAAUUGACAAUCAGAAGGAAGCAUUCAGACUGUUCAGACACUUGAGCACAAACUCUGGCAACCGCAAGAUGGAAGUGAUUCUUCAACAACACAGUCCAUCCUUGAUUCCAGAGCUUCCUAUUGCAGUCAAAGAAGGAGAAGUCUCUUAUAUUCUUUCACAUCUAAACUUGACUGACCUGAUCCUUGAAGCUCAAAGAAAUAAUCCGGAGAACUCAGCACAGCAUUUAUCUAGCUCAGGACUGGAUGGAUCAGAGGCUGUUGUAACCAUUGUCUCACAUUUCUCAAAUGAGGACCACACAAAGGAGAGAUACCGCAACAUAAGGCGCAUUAAAGGACUAUGUGGAAACAUGCAAGGCAUUAGUGAGCUUGCCGGAUCUUCAAAGCGCAAGAAGCACUGAAGGCUUUUUUCAUCAAACCAAGGGGAAAGGGGAAUGUAAUUCAGGGGGAACUUAUUUUUUUGGCUAACAAUUGUUUUUGGCAAUGAAUUAUUGAUGAGCUC